UCUAUUUGGUGUGUACUAGUAUUCAUUCAGUCACGAGCGUCGAGAUCAUCGACAGUACAUCUUGGAUUGUCACUGAAAUAAGUUCUAAUAUGGAUGAAAAAAGCUCUUCAGACGUGCCUGAAGUCGUGGUUGACUCGAUUUCUUCAUUUCAACCGUCCCCAUUCCAACAACCCGUGCUCAAAGAACCCGAUCUUGUCACGAUCCUCGAGGGAAAACCUCUGACAACAGAACAACUAGAACAAGAACAGGACUUAGGAAGAGAAAACUUGGAUGACUCUAGAUCUUACGAAGCUCCGUCAGAACAAACUCCUUUAAUGCGUUCGACCGAAACAAAUCGAAGUACAGAUUUCCAUAGUUUAACUACUAGUCAAGCUUCACUCUUCAUUCCUUCGGUGCAGUUUUCUCUGUAUUCAAGUAGGGGACAUGAUUUCUCACACCAAUCGCGCAAGGGUUCUUUUAUCGACAAGCACAGCGGUAGCGUCAAUAGCGCAUGUUCUGAGAUUCCAGGUUAUAGUUAUUCGGUGUCAAUACUGGCCAAGAUCGCCGAAGAUGGCCAAGCAUCGGCUGUUCUUACUCUCUGGAAUGUAAUCAACAUGAUUCAAGGUAGCGGUGGAGUACUAGGAAUUCCUUACGCAAUUUCCUUGGGUGGGUUUCCUGCUCUAGUUAUCAUUCUCCUCGUUGGUUUGAUGACCAAUUUCACUGGGGUCCUUCUGAUCGACUGUCUCUACAAAACCUCUGCCAAGACAGGAUUGCGCAAAAAAGUGAGGACAAGCUAUGCAGAGAUUGCGGCAAGCGUGUGGGGUCCUUUUGGCGGCAAAUUAGUUGACUUUAUGAUAGUAUCAACUUGUUAUUGUACCAGCAUUUUACUAGUCAUGAUGUUAGGUAGUAGUGUAAUGAGUAUAUUUAAGGGUGUCGUGCACGUGAAUAUCACCGAGUGGUGUCUAAUAUGUACUUGCUUAUUGCUGCCUUUAGUGUUCAUUAGAAAACUACAUAUCUUAGCAUGGUUAAGUAUGCUGGCUGUACUUGCCCUAAUAAUCUGUAUAUUAGUAAUAAUAGGGCAUUCUAUAGGCGAGUGGAGCUCUUGGAGUCUUCACAACAUCCCUAAUUUUAACCUAGAGAAAUUACCUGUAGCAGUUGGGAUAGUGGUAUUUGGGUAUAGUGGUCAUUCUGUUUUUCCAGGCAUCCAGGGGUCCAUGCAGGAGCCAAAGAAGUUCAAUAAGGUAACUUACACUUCUUUUUCUAUUGUUACAUUCUGUAAGUUUAUUCUUGGUCUUUUUGGUUGUUUGUUAUAUGGAACAGCAACCCAACCCUUGGUCACACUAAACCUCAACCAAAACACAGCGUUGAACAUUUUUGCAGCUGUGCUCGUAAUCAUCAAUGUCUAUUUCUCCUAUCCUCUCAACAUGUUUGUAACCACAGAGACCCUCGACAUACUUUGCCUGCCAAAACUCCCAAUGUGUGAGAAGGGAAGGAGAUGUCACAUUGCCUGGCUGAUAGCUUCCCGUUCUGUCUUGGUGUUCAUUACAUUUGCUAUUGCAAUAGCAGUUCCCAACUUUGGGUUGUUGAUGGGGAUUUUUGGAAGUGUCUUGGGUGCUUGUUUGUCAUUCAUCUUUCCUUGUAUAUUUCAUUUGAAACUCAAGUGGAAAGACCUCAGAUGGUAUACUAUUACAGCUGAGAUAGCUGUUGUUGUCUUUGGUGUUGUUGCUGGCAUCUUAGGACUUGUUUACUCUUCUAUUGCUUUGAAGGACUUGUAAGGCUUCAAGGAAUGCACUAAUAAUACAUGACACUUGGAUUAUAAUUAUGCAUGUGAGUGUGAAUCUCACGAAGUGUUUCGAUUAGUUACAUAUCCCAUGUUUACAAAGAUAUACAUUAUCAUAGUAAAUAUUCAUUACAUAUAUUAUAUUAAGGGUUUAAAAGAACAGCCAGUCAUAUGCGGCCAUGCUCACUGGUUGGAUUAGUUUUAGCUAUAUAAUAGCUUAUUUCUUGCUCACUGUUACUAGUCAAGUGACCAGCAAGGCAAAGAUUCAACCAGAAAAGUUAUAAUUAUUUUGGUUUUCCAUAUUCUGCAAACUCAGACAUUUCAACGGCUUGUUUUGAAAUUGAUUUUUUAUUGCCUCCAGUCAAGAACAUAAAAGGUACCGACUUAUUAUUUUUUGAUUGAAUUGGUAGAGUAUCGAAAACAGCAGUAAAGCCAGACAGUGUCCAAUUACCUGCUGUUAUUUUAAGCCUUACAUAAAUUGAAAACACAAAAAUCUAAUAUUAAUUAUAGAAUAUGGCAAUAGACCUAUCCCGAAUAUGCUUGACUGGUCACGAAACAAUGGUUUCAAGUCGAGGUCGAACUUGAUGAAUAAAAGAAUCAAGUUCAAUCUCAACUUCAAACCACUGUUGUGGUCAGUCAAGUGAAUUCGGGAUAGGUCUAUUGAUUUAUAAUAAGUUAGAGUUUAUUGAGUACCUUAAGUUAUAUUGGAAGUUAUAUAUACUAUUUAUAAGAAAGCUGAGGAAUAGAUAGAGUGAAGGCGCUUAAUCUAUGACAUUUCAUUUCCAUUUGAGCUUUAGAAUUGUUGUUUCAUAUUUUUGUCUACGGUGGUCAUGAUUGUAUAUUAUAUAUAUAUAUAUUCGUACAUAUAUUAAUGCCUGAACGAAAUUAAUAAAUUAUGGAAGAAAUAAAAGUAUUUCAA
This is a messenger RNA of Actinia tenebrosa (Australian red waratah sea anemone), 2678 nucleotides long. Its product is annotated as vesicular inhibitory amino acid transporter. Gene Ontology annotation, cellular component: vacuolar membrane. Gene Ontology annotation, molecular function: L-amino acid transmembrane transporter activity. Gene Ontology annotation, biological process: amino acid transmembrane transport. The record is from RefSeq and is a predicted model, not a curated record. Lineage: Eukaryota; Metazoa; Cnidaria; Anthozoa; Actiniaria; Actiniidae.